This is a messenger RNA of Rhagoletis pomonella (apple maggot), 2572 nucleotides long. RefSeq names its product probable ATP-dependent RNA helicase DDX27 (gene Rs1). The transcript is spliced from 6 exons. NCBI's taxonomy places the organism in Eukaryota, Metazoa, Arthropoda, Insecta, Diptera, Tephritidae. Bases 132 to 2492 code for a protein of 786 amino acids. Gene Ontology annotation, molecular function: RNA helicase activity; nucleic acid binding; ATP binding. The record is from RefSeq and is a predicted model, not a curated record.
ACCAACCAACAGCUGUUGCACACGUGUGGUCGCGUUGAGGGCAGAAGUUGGAAAAGCUUACAAAAACGAGUUAAUUGAAAAAAUUAACUUAUCGGGUUAUAUUACAAAGCAAAUUUAUCUAAAGCUCAGGUAUGGGUGCAACAAGGAAUACUGAUUUGAUAACCACCAUUGAGGAUGAUGCGGAAGUAGAAAAUUUUUCUGAAGACUCGGAUGCCGAAGUGGAUUAUCAACCGACAAAAGUUCGUCGCAAAAAGGAAGCCGAGUUCGAAAAAGGAUUUCAGUUUGUAUCAUCGGUUAAGGAGUACAACCAAGAUACCUGGGAUGACUUGAUGAAAUAUGUGAAGCGUAAGGCGCGCACGAAGACUGAUGACAAAAUUGCAGCGCGUAUACAAAAACGUGAGGCUGAAGGAUAUCGACCAGAAGGUGGAGAUAGUGAUAAUGAAGAUGAGAUUCCACUCUCCGACGACGAGCUCAAGCAUGAUAACUUGCGCCUACGUGAGAAAAAGUUGGCUAAGAGGAAGAAAAAGAAAUCGAACGAUGCUUCUGACGAAGAAGAGGACAAAGGUGAAAAGAUGCAAUUUGACGAAGCUAUUGAAGGCAAUGAAAUCAUAACAUCCUUCUAUCAGAUGAAUUUGUCACGUCCACUGAUGCGUGCCAUCGGUGUGUUAGGAUAUAUCUAUCCAACACCUAUACAGUCAUCCACAAUACCGAUCGCAUUGCUCGGCCGUGAUAUCUGCGGUUGUGCGGCUACUGGAACGGGUAAAACGGCAGCGUACAUGUUACCUACGUUGGAACGUCUUUUAUACAGACCUAUGAAUAACAAAACCAUUACUCGUGUGCUUGUAUUAGUACCUACACGUGAGUUGGGCGCACAGGUCUACCAGGUCACAAAACAAUUGUGUCAGUUCACCACAAUUGAUGUGGGAUUGGCAAUUGGUGGAUUGGAUGUUAAGGCACAAGAAUUGGUACUGCGUCAAAAUCCCGAUGUGGUAAUAGCUACACCUGGCCGUCUUAUCGAUCAUAUUAAGAAUACACCGAGUUUUAGUUUGGAUUCUAUAGAGGUUCUAAUUUUGGAUGAAGCAGAUCGUAUGUUGGAUGAAUAUUUCGCCGAACAAAUGAAAGAAAUUAUCAAUUCUUGCGCCAAAACACGACAAACUAUGCUCUUCUCGGCCACAAUGAGUGAACAAGUAAAAGAUUUGGCUGCUGUUUCUCUCAAUAAGCCAGUAAAGGUGUUUGUCAAUAACAAUCAACAAGUGGCCUUCAAUCUUCGUCAAGAAUUCAUACGUAUACGCGAAGAUAAAGAGGGUGAUCGUGAACCCAUAUUAGCUAGCUUGAUUUGUCGUACAUUCCACGAUCAUUGUAUGGUAUUUGUUCAAACGAAGAAGCAAGCACAUCGUCUUCAUAUACUGCUCGGCUUGCUAGGCGUGCAUGCCGGCGAAUUGCAUGGUAAUCUAACUCAACAGCAACGUUUGGAGUCAUUGAAGAAAUUCAAAGAAGAGCAAAUAGAUGUUUUAAUAGCAACUGAUGUCGCGGCUCGUGGUUUGGAUAUUGUGGGUGUAAAGACGGUUAUCAAUUUCGUUAUGCCCAUAACAACUGAACACUACAUACAUCGUGUCGGUCGUACGGCGCGUGCGGGUCGCGCUGGCAUUUCCGUGUCAUUGGCCGGUGAAAAAGAGCGCAAGAUCGUUAAAGAUAUCAUCAAGAAUGCAGAAAACUCUGUGAAGAACCGCAUUAUACCGCCUGAUAUAAUUGAGAAGUAUAGGAAAAGAUUAGCCGCACUCGAACCAGAAAUACAGAACAUUUUGGACGAAGAGCAGGCAGAGCGUCAAAUUGCGAAAAUGGAGCAGCAACUUUCCAAAACCGAGCGAAAAUUACAAGGUACCCAGUCAGAGCAACGGCAAUGGUUCCAAACUCGCAAGCAACGCGAAGAGGAAAAGGCGCGUUUAGCGAUCAAUCCGCCUGAAGAGGAGAAAAAAUCUGCUACCACCGCAAAUAACAAAGGUGCUAAGCGUAAGCGCACUGAGUACGGUGGGGAGGGCGAAGAUGGGCCACCAGUAAAAGAGCUGAGUGCCAAGAAAAAGAAGAAGGAAGAACCUAGGAAGAAAUCCCCGGAGCAAUUGGCGAAAGAGCGGGUCAUAAAAGAGAUCGAAAAGGCAUCAUUGGUACGCGCAAAAAUGUCAAAACUGAAAAGCCGCCCUGGUAAACUAAACUCAGUUGCCGAUGAGCAGUCUAGGCGACAUGUCAGUGACUACGGAAAACUGAAGCCGAAAAAGCGCCCCGGACAGUCGGCAUUUACAAACGAUUUGACAGACGUUAGUCGUAGUGGAGCGUUGCGUAUAAGAUCCGAAGCGAAUCGUUAUAAGAAGCAAACACAAAUAGCCAAAAAGAAGAAAGCUAGCAACGUAAAAAUAGUAAACAAAGCAGGAAAAAAUAAAUAUAACAAAGGCAAAAACUUUGGUGGUCCACGAUUUACAAAAAAAAAUAAAAAAUGAGUUAAUUUAUACUAUUCUAUUCAUGUUUUGUAAAUAUAAAUAUUAUGUAUUCAACUUAAAAAAUUCAUGUUUUAAGAAAA